UUGUUUUGUAACGUUCAGUGAAACACUAUAAAAACCUACAGUAUUCAUGUAACCGAUAUUACUUUUCUGAUUUCUGAAGUUAUUUCAAUAAAAUUUAAUUUAAUCAACUGAUAUCAACUUUUUCAACAAAAAAUGAAGUGUUUAUGUAUUGUUCUACUAUUUAUUCAUUUAAAAAGUGUUAUGUUAGACAGUAAUAAUCAAGACGAUGAAAAUAAUAUUCAACCACUAAGUUCUGCUGUGUUAUACAAGGCUGUUAAUUAUUUAUCCAAGCAAACUUAUGAAAAAGAAGUGAAAGUCAACUUUUUAUCUAUACCAUAUAACGUGUAUUACACACACAUAUACAUGGCAUUUCAGUCAGCUGACCGUCAGUUAUCAACUGUUAGUCUAAAUGGAUCCACUUUUGAUAGUGAAGUGAACGGUGUAAAUCUAGUGUUACCUCUAAACAAACUGGAUGAUAUGUAUGCACCUUAUCCAAUUUCAAGUGUAUUAGACUUUGUACGGGGCUGUUAUCAAUGGGUAGCAGAUAAACACUGGAAUAAUAGUUAUAUAUCAAUUAUGAGAUAUAGUCAUAGUGAAAAUAUUAAUUUUGAAUUGAUCGAAUCUACAAGCAAGCAAUUUUUUAAUCAUGCCAAGCCUGGUUCUUAUCACUUUAUUUGGGAGAGACAAUCAAAAUCCGUGAGUAUUAGAAAUGCAGUAAAAUGCAAUUUUCAUUAA
Heterobilharzia americana is the source of this 714-nucleotide messenger RNA. The record is from the annotation of a GenBank genome assembly. NCBI's taxonomy places the organism in Eukaryota, Metazoa, Platyhelminthes, Trematoda, Strigeidida, Schistosomatidae.